Molecule: messenger RNA, 2514 nt
Organism: Apodemus sylvaticus (European woodmouse)
Lineage: Eukaryota; Metazoa; Chordata; Mammalia; Rodentia; Muridae
Gene: Rhot2
Product: ras homolog family member T2
Exons: 19
Coding region: 74-1936 (620 amino acids)
Biological process (GO): regulation of mitochondrion organization; mitochondrion transport along microtubule; small GTPase-mediated signal transduction
Cellular component (GO): mitochondrial outer membrane
Molecular function (GO): GTPase activity; calcium ion binding; GTP binding
Source: RefSeq, a predicted model, not a curated record
UUGGGACUCGGUCUACUUGGUCCGUUCUGGGCCGGGAGGGGUGGGCUUGGGGUGCUGCUGCCGGGCUGCAGCCAUGCGGCGCGACGUGCGCAUCCUGCUGUUGGGCGAGGCCCAGGUGGGGAAGACUUCUCUGAUCCUGUCGCUGGUCGGCGAGGAGUUUCCCGAGGAGGUCCCUGCCCGCGCGGAGGAGAUCACCAUCCCCGCCGACGUCACCCCGGAGAAGGUGCCCACUCAUAUCGUGGAUUUCUCAGAAGCGGAGCAGACAGAGGAGGAACUUCAGGAGGAGAUCCUCAAGGCAAAUGUAGUGUGCGUGGUGUACGAUGUGUCUGAGGAGACCACCAUUGAGAAGAUCCGUACCAAGUGGAUCCCCCUCGUGAAUGGCAGGACGGCGACAGGGCCCAGGUUGCCCAUCAUCCUGGUAGGCAAUAAGUCAGACCUGCGGCCGGGGGGUACCAUGGAGGCUGUUCUGCCCAUCAUGAGCCAGUUUCCUGAGAUAGAGACGUGCGUGGAGUGUUCAGCCAAGCACUUGAGGAAUAUUUCUGAGCUGUUCUACUAUGCCCAGAAGGCUGUUUUGCAUCCCACAGCCCCCCUUUAUGACCCGGAGACCAAACAGCUAAGGCCUGCGUGCGCCCAGGCGCUCACACGGAUCUUCAGGCUGUCGGACCAGGACCUAGACCAUGCGCUGAACGACGAGGAGCUUAAUGCCUUCCAGAAGUCCUGCUUUGGCCACCCCCUGGCCCCACAGGCCCUGGAGGAUGUGAAGAGGGUGGUGUGCAAGAACGUGCCAGGUGGUGUGCAGGCUGACCGGCUGACCCUGGAAGGCUUCCUCUUCCUGAACACACUCUUCAUCCAACGUGGCCGGCAUGAGACCACGUGGACCAUCCUGCGGCGCUUUGGUUACAGUGACUCGCUGGAGCUGACGCCUACCUACCUCUGUCCGCCGCUCCAUGUACCCCCUGGCUGCAGCACGGAGCUCAACCAUCGUGGCUACCAGUUUGUGCAGCGGGUAUUUGAGAAGCAUGACCAGGACCAUGAUGGUGUCCUCUCGCCCACGGAACUACAGAACUUCUUCAGUGUGUUCUCAGUUGCCCCGUGGGGCCCUGAACUCUCACACACAGUCCCCACUCAGGCUGGCUGUCUGCCCUUGCAUGGGUAUCUCUGCCAGUGGACCCUGGUGACAUACUUGGAUGUCCAGCAAUGCCUUGCAGACCUGGGCUACCUGGGUUACCCCACGCUCUGUGAACAGGACUCCCAGGCACAGGCUAUCACAGUUACUCGGGAGAAGAGACUGGACCAGGAGAAAGGGCAGACCCAGCGCAGCGUUCUCAUGUGUAAGGUGUUGGGCGGCCGAGGGGUGGGCAAGUCAGCCUUCCUGCAAGCCUUCCUCGGCCACAGCCUCGGGGAAGCCAGGGACCCCCAUGAGAAAUCCCCCGUGCAUACCAUCAAUACAGUGCAGGUCCGCGGACAGGAGAAGUACCUGAUUCUGUGUGAAGUGAGUGCUGACAGCCUGCUGGACACCUCUCUAGACACUACCUGUGAUGUCGCCUGCUUAAUGUUUGACAGCAGUGAUCCCAAGACCUUUGUGCACUGUGCUUCCAUAUACAAGCGUUAUUACAUGGAUGGGCAGACCCCCUGCCUCUUUAUCUCCUCCAAAGCUGAUCUCCCUGAAGGUGUUGCCCCACCAGGCCUGUCACCAGCUGAGUUCUGCAGGAGGCACCGGCUGCCUGCCCCUGCCUCGUUCUCCUGCUUGGGACCAGCCCAGCCCAGCACAGAUGUCUUUACCCAACUUGCUACCAUGGCCACUUUCCCACACCUGGUGCACACAGAGCUGCACCCCACCUCCUUCUGGCUCCGAGGAAUGCUGGUGGCUGUCGGGACCGCGGUGGCUGCUGUCCUUAGCUUCUCUCUAUACAGGGUCCUAGUGAAGAGCCGAUGACAAAGGACCCAUGAGCCUCUCCUACCCCCAGGCACAGCACACUGUGUGGGCCCACACGGCAAAGGAGUAUGGGCUUCCAGUCUGUUGGAGUAAUGUCUGUGUGGCUUACUACAGGGUCCCUGGGACUGAUGUGGGUUCCUGCUCAGGGACAUGGUAUCUAGAUCUUGCCUUCCAAAAAUCUGUUGCCCUAUUGCAGGCCUGUCCUGCUGAGCCUGAACGUACUGGUGCCAGGUGUGAGGCCUUAGCCUUGGAGGGAGUAUUGUGUUAAGGGCUGGGCUGUGAGUAAGGAAGUCGGUGACCAGGACCUGAAGUACUCAGGGUGUUCCCUCCUUCCUGGUUGUGUCUGGCCAGUGGACAUGGGGGGGCAGAGGUGUUGGUCAUUCAGGGAGGGACCCGAUACCCACAGAGCACAGAGUUCCCACCUUUCUGUCAGGUGUGAAGACUUACCCACACUGCCAGCUGCAGAGCAAGUGGAACUGGGGUUCCUGAUUAAAUGUCACUUGUCCUUUUUCAUCUCUUGGAUUUUGAUCUCUCAAUACAACUUUUUUCUUUCUUUAAAAAAUAUGCUUAUUUUAUGA